Molecule: messenger RNA, 615 nt
Organism: Mitosporidium daphniae
Lineage: Eukaryota; Fungi; Microsporidia
Exons: 1
Coding region: 1-615 (204 amino acids)
Source: RefSeq, a predicted model, not a curated record
AUGUCUGCCGAGACGCAAGCAUUUUCUUCCCACGACCUUCAAGGCUCUUCGCCGUCGCCAUCAAACCUGGCUCCACAUUUCAUUAACGGGUUUUCUGACAAAACAGGAGCCUCUCAAACAGGCCCCACCACCAUUAUGAAUGGAAUUAACCAAUUGAAGAAGCAAGGCGAGAAAAUGCUCGCCGACCACGUGCCCACAACAGAGGCUCUGGGAAAAUAUAUCAAGUCCAUCCACGAUUCCAUCAACACACCCUUGGUUCCGUCCACGAACUACUGGCUCAUAGGCUACAAGGCCCUUGAGAAGCUUGGGUCGCCCCUAUUUGCUGCUUGGGGGAAUUGCACCACACCUACGGCAAAGGUGCUUAUGCUCCUCCUUGUUGGCAUGAUGUUUUGGAUGCCCCUUCUUUUGUUCUUUUGGUUGGUUCUUCUUCCAAGCGUUUCGUUCCUAACGCUUGCGUAUAUCCUUCUUUUUGGAAAGCGAAACCUUCAAUUGCAUUUAGAAGAAACAUUUACCUAUGCCACCGGUCUGACCGUCAAGGUGCUUUUUACUUGCAUUUACCAUUUUAGGAGGGCAUCACUGUGGUUGAGGAUGCCACCCGGGCCACCCUUGUAUUGA